Messenger RNA from Lineus longissimus, 9956 nucleotides. RefSeq names its product transcription factor Sox-2-like. Gene Ontology annotation, molecular function: DNA-binding transcription factor activity, RNA polymerase II-specific; RNA polymerase II cis-regulatory region sequence-specific DNA binding. NCBI's taxonomy places the organism in Eukaryota, Metazoa, Nemertea, Pilidiophora, Heteronemertea, Lineidae. The transcript has a single exon. The coding region runs from base 156 to 1094 and encodes 312 amino acids. The record is from RefSeq and is a predicted model, not a curated record. Gene Ontology annotation, biological process: anatomical structure morphogenesis; cell differentiation; regulation of DNA-templated transcription.
GCAUAUUAGCCAAAGAAUAAGAGGGGACACAGAUGAACAAGACAUAACGGCCUAGCUCUAUGAGCCCUUCACGUUCUAUUCUUUACUACCUCUGUUAGGACCAGUACACAACCAUUGAACGAGAUCCGUAUAACAUUAUACACUGUGAUAACAACAUGGAGACGACGGACUUAUCCAAGCAGGGUCUGCAGUCGCAAACGGCAGUUAGUCAACACGUACAAAGUGGCAACCAAAACGGCCAACAGAACUCGAGUAAGAAUAUGAAUUCGGACCGAGUGAAACGUCCCAUGAAUGCUUUCAUGGUGUGGAGUCGCGGCCAGCGGAGGAAAAUGGCACAGGAAAACCCGAAAAUGCACAACUCGGAAAUCUCUAAGAGACUCGGCGCGGAAUGGAAGUUACUCUCGGAAUCAGAAAAGCGACCUUUUAUCGACGAGGCUAAACGGUUACGUGCGGUUCACAUGAAGGAACACCCCGAUUAUAAAUACAGGCCAAGGAGGAAAACGAAAACUCUGAUGAAAAAUAAGGACAAAUUCGGUAUCGGAAUGUCAAUGUCACCAGGAGGAGGACCAAUCCAACAGGUAGGCCGAGAUAUGUAUCAUAUGCCUAAUGGCGCUUAUAUGCCUAAUGGUUACCCAAUGAUGCACGACCCGAACUCUUAUCAGCAGCAUCCAGCCAUGUCAGGGCACAUGGGUCUUGGUGGACAGUAUGCGGGGUAUAGUAUGCCAACAGCUUCUCAGAUGUCCUCAAAUAUGACAACAGGGUCUUAUACAAUGAACGGCAGCAGUGGUUACACAAUGUCCAUGGGAAUGGCCCCUUAUGUUCAAGCUCCAAGCCAAAUGCCUAUAAAAUGUGAAUCCAGCAGUCCGCAACCGCCAAGUUCGGCGCAACCGCAUACAACGAUAGCUAGGGGUGGUCAGCGAGGAUGUCCCCCGGAAGAUUUGAAACAAAUGAUCAGCAUGUACCUGCCACCCGGGGAUGCCAAUGAUCCUAAUGCUCAAGCUAGGCUGCAAAUGAUGGCAGUUGGACAAUAUCCUGGACACAGCUCGGCUAGCGAGGCCUCCGCGCACAACACGGUGCCCCUGACGCACAUGUGACUUAGCAGACAUUGACAUUCUUAGUACCGCCAAGCAACCUCAAGACUAUUUUGUAGGGACAAAAUAAGUGUAAAAAACGGUGUGUUUUGCCAUGGAUUUUCUAUGAUUCAUACACGGUUGUCAAAGCCGUAGUUGUUGAUUCGGACUUGUUAUCGUGCGUGCUGAUCCCUCAGGAAAUGUGACAUGGGCACAUGGCCCCGCAUGGAGCAAUGGCGCGAAACACGGAGUGGUGGGCCGCGGCCCACAUGGCAAAGCAAGAGACUGGGCCGGCCGAGGUACUAGUUUGGCACCGCGCUACGCUAACCCGGUAGGCAGUGUGCACCGAGGAUAUACUCAUAGAUUCGACACGGGCUGUUUAUAUGGCUUAAAAUAUUGAUACGAAAUUCAAGGAGUACCAUCAAGGGACUUCUGGACGGCCACGUAAGUCCAUGAUUGUGGUCAGAUAGCAUUUCAUUAGAUAAUUACUCCUGACCAGCAGAUGACGAAAAACUGUGCAAGAAAUCUAUCCUUUUUUGUGGACUCGUGGGUUUUCCUGUUAUACCAUGAUUGUGGUAUCAUACCAUGUACCUGGUAUUUCUACCUUUGGUCUUUUGCUAUGAACCAGGACGACAAAGUGACUGGCACUGGGGUUGUAGUAUGUGUACAAACGAAUUUUAAAAUUCUGCACUGUCUAUGGAAUCUCUAUCCCACUCAUCUUUUCUGAUUAUUGUUGAAACCGAAUUUCAUAAAUACUUUUGUACUUUUACCGUGUUUGAUAGAUAAUUGUCUGUAGCUGUACCAAAGGUUUGGUAACUUUCUUAACGAUUCUGAGUGCGAAUCUCAUGAAAAGCAACCUCUAAAUUUCUUGUAACAAAUUUUUGAGUUUUUUCAGUAGAAACUGCCCGAAAUGGUACAAUGUUGAAAAGUGUACGUUUUCUGUAUGCAUAAUAGGAACAUUGUCAAAGUGACACAACCUUCCUUGUAAAUGAUGAUCAAGUUGGCACCCCAUUUUUUUCAUAAUGAGGCUUUAUUUUUCGUGUCUUAAAUUCUGUAAAGAAACUGAACAGAUUGAGUUCAGUGCUAAUUGUGUAUCUCAAACUUGUACAGAGAGAGAAAGAAAUUUAAGUGGAAGUUUAUUCUUUAGAGUUCUGGCCUUUGACGAUGUGUCAAGCGCUUUUUUGUAUAUAAUUGCACAGUCUUCACUUCAGUUUCUAAACAAAACGCAAAUUUUUCAUUUUUGCGAAGCUGUAAUAAGAAUCUUUCUUAAGACCUGGACGAAUAUUUUGCUCCCAAGUGGUUUAGUUGAUAUAACGUAGAUUUGAUUUGGUCUUUGACUGACUAGGCAGCUUGUAAAUGUAGAUGGACCAGGCCUGUUAGGAAGGGCCAGGUGUGAAUCUCAUCAUUUAUCACCCUUAACGAGACCUGGCAUGAACUUCAAACCAAUUAUCAUUUUUUGCAAACUAGUUUGAGUGUUUUCUCUUUUUGAUUGGGAUCGCUGAGAGAUAUAUGGAUCCGUUAUUCUGUGUUCCCCGAUUGAAAAAUCAUGGCUUCUCUGGCUGUCUUUUGGAUGGAAUAUGGGGGACAAUCACAUAUGUUCCAGCAUCAAGUAUGAAAUUCAAUUGCAUUUGUUCAUAUUACAGUUCGAUUUUGACUUGAAUUCUGUUGAAUAUUUUUAUCUGAAACUAAACUUUUUAUGCGAGGGGAAAGUAACAGUUAAAAUGGCAAAUAUGGUACCUAAAUUUAGUCUGGGUUAAAUAUGACUUAAAUAAGAAUUAUGGCUUAAAUUAUGAAAAUUGCUUUAAAUUGGCCAUAAUCAUUAGACUUCAUGUAUAACUAGUUUGUUUAAAGUUCAUGCCAGACUCACUGUCAUGGUUACAGACGACCAAACGUGUACACAGGAGAAGAAUUUAAGUGUGUGUAUUUUGGUAUUUUUAUAACUCGUGUAAAAUGGUCCGUGAGCCAUGAGCUAGCUUUCAAUUAAAACUUUGCAACUUCUCAAAAUGUUCCUCCUAACGUCAUGUACUUUGCAUAAUUUGUCACGUGAUCAUGUCGUCAUGGCGACUCUCAUUUAUAUAUCUUCCCCUGAGUUGAGCGGAAACUUUCCUUUCGGGAACUCAGCAGUUUCUCCAAAGUUUGCCGGGAACCCAUGUCUUUUCUGAGCUUCCCUGCCACUGUCUUAAGUCCCAGGCGCAAACAUCACUGCUCCAUGUCGCACUCCAUGUCAUCAACUCUCUAGCCAUGAAUUGCAUCUCCAUCAAUUUAAUUGACAUUUACAAUUACCUCAAUUAAGUCGUGCCAUUGCGAAUUAAUCAGUGCACUAUUUUAACUCUUGCCAUUGCCAGUAGAUAAGUUUAAGCAAACCAUUUUCAACUUUACAAACUAACGUUAGGUAUUGCGGUACAACAAUGAAUCAAUGCACAAACUGGCGUAAUUUGAGGAAUUUUUUUAUUGCCAGCAGGUCGCUAUGAGCCAGCUUGUAUGUCAAAUUAUUCCAAAUCAUACUGCGUUCCGGAAUCCCCAUCCGCAGUUGUCUCAUACAUUAUAGAACUUCAGAUGUGCCAUCCGAAAGACGCCCCUCCUUCUAAAUAUAAUAGGUGCUAUUCGAGAGACGUUUUGAGAAGUUGCAAAUUGCCGAAUGGGAAUGAAUUGGACCUAAUUUAGUCUUGUUUGUUUUUGGUAUUUUCCUUAUUACAUCGUAUAGUUUCGAAAUGCAUUAUCUCUUCUUAUCGCAGUGUCAUCAAUUUACGAGUUAAGGUCAAGUUCUCUGUGUAAUUUUGCGGGUGUCAUCAGUCUUCUUUUUUUUGAUAACUUCAAGAUAUUAAAUUGAGUUUUUAUCAUCAAAUUCUGGCGGGAGUUGGCCAUCCAAACUUAAAUGGACCAAAGUUUAAACAGGGUAUUUCUGUAGUUUCGUACAGCAAGAUUUUGCUGACUGUAAACCUCGUGUGAGCCACGUGGUCAAUGCAACACGCAGACAUUGGCAUACUCUAAAUAAGUUCUUAAGUGACUGUUCUGGCGGGAUGUACCACUGACUUCACAACUGUUCGAUAAUUGCCCCGACCAUAACUCUUGGUAAUUUUAACUCUUGAAAGUCCUAUGACAUCAGUUGAAAUUAAAGCGUAUACCUCACAUUUUAUUGUAGGUGACAACUUAGUAUGUUCGAUUUUAGUUUAAAGCAUCACAACAAUUACUACAGGAGUGGUUUCUAAAUAUAUUUUUUCAAUAAUUCAUAACAGUUCAGUGGUCUAGUACUUAAAAUUGUAAAUUGUAGAAUUGGCAUAAUUCAAACGGGUGUGUUUCGCAUCAUACCGCGGCACCUCUGAAAUCCGCAGUAUUGCUGGGAAACCUUGGCCGGACUUGUCGAGAUUUCAUGGCGGGACCCACUCCCGGGGCUCCACUCACAUGUAUGAUCGAGCGCCGUGGUUAUUAGGCGACAUAUCGGGAGCAUAUCUCGCCAACCGCACUUGAAACUGUUUUGAAUUUUAGUCGUAUGUGUUCAGAUACAGUACGAUCGCUCUACGGCAGCUCCUCGACGUUAAGAGGGGAACGAAACACCGCCAGUUAAGAAUAGUCAAUACUGGUCGCGACUGCCUACUUAAGCAGUGAAACCCAAACCAUCCGAAGUUCCUGGUAUGUUUAUACAGCAAUUGCUUAACAGCUUUGUAUUGCACAAUUUGCAUCUUCGCUGUUCCUUUUUUAAGCCAACAUCGCACUAAAUCGAAAAUGUGGAUUUUCGUUUCAAAAUUGUGUUCUGACAUUUUGUUUGAAUGUCACGUGCGCUCUCUAAUGGCGUCGCUUGCGUGAUCAGCAUGGACCUCGUGCUUGGGCAUGAGAACAUGGGCUCACAUUUUGUAAAUAAAGUGCGACUGUUUUGUGAAUGUUCAACUGAAAACUUAUGCCAUUUUGCAGUAAUUCCGUGUAGUUGUUUUACUGUGGUCGGAACUUUCAAAUUUGUUUGUGGGUUUUCAAUUAACUAAAGUCGGCGAAUUUAAAAAUUCGAUUUUUGUUCUAAUGCAUUUCGAAACUGCACGUUUCCUUCACGAGACCUCUAUGAUUUCAAUUCAGAUUUAAACACAGAAGGUUAUCAUUCAUUCCUGAUUUAAUUUGGUUUAUUUAAUCAAGAAGGCAAGAUAAGCUUUUCCAAUGUGAUUGAUUAUGACACCUCUCAGCCUCUAACGCAAUGUUGUAUUUUCUGUAUAAUUUCGUAAUUUCUGACUUAUGUAUCAUAGGCCUAGAUUAUGGGCCUCAUGGUACGAGUAAAUUUUGUUACGCAGGAAUUUGGGCAUUUUGCGGUCUAGAUGCGUCAGGAUGUCUUUGGGUAUUUAACAGUGUGGGUAGGGCGAUAUUUUGUUCAGGGAGGCUUAGAAAACUUCAAAUAAGGUCUUCAUCUGAAAGUUGACGGUGAAGCCCGCUUGGGACUGCUGCUGGUUUAAAUCACCAAACAUCAUCAAAAUACUUCAAAAUAAACCUCAAAUUUAUGAUUUCAUUUUGUAUCAUUUCCAGACUUACUUACGGUGCUCUUGUGUAACUUUUUAAGAUGUGUUCAAAAUCAUUCCAGAAUCAGCGCAGUCUCCAUCGGGUUUUUACUCCUCCCUAAACUACACAUUGAGGUGUUGUUAAUUUCAACAUGUGCUAAAAUGGUGAAUGUUACUUAGUUGAAAAUGUACAGUGUACCUUUAGAAUAUAGUUUAUUUUGACCCGGGAAACUACUGAUUUAUAUGCGGCUGCAAAGUUACAGUGGGUUCAAGCAAGUUGCUAAAUAUUCGAAUAACGGAGUUAUCUUUUGGGCCUGUUCAUCUCGUGUUACUCUAGUAUCAGCCAGCAGUCGUAAGGACUUGAAAAGUCUUACCUUUUCUGUGAGGCAUUCACAGUCGUAGCGUCACCUAAAACUGGCCCCAGAUGUCUACGCCAUCGUAAGCACGUUUGUUUUUCCUAAAUUGGACGUAAAGAAUAGUACACGGUUGUUCAUGAUCGAAAUAUCUAAACAAUUUCAGUGACAUGUACUAUCUGCAUUUCCAUACUUCGCAGUUAGAUAAAAUCAAGAAUUCAUAAGGACUAGUCUUUAUUUAUUCUUGGUGAAAUGAAAACCUUUAAAACACUUUCCAAAGUAGCGCCGUUGUUCGAAUAUCUGUCACUGUGUGAUUGCCUAUUUCGAUUUCUUGCCAAAGAGAAUUUCUUGACUGAAUCUGACGUGAUUGACACCCAAUUACGGGCUAAUUGCAUUUAUUGACAGUUGGCUCUGGGUCUCAAAAUGGCGUCAGCAGUUCAUAAGGUGAAUAUUUCAUUUCAAAUUAAAAAAAAUUAUAUCUUUGAAAGAUGAAAAUUUUAAAGAAAUUUUGUACAUUAUUGAUAUCUUCGUAUUAAAAGAUAAAAUCGUAUACACACGAGUUCCUGUUUGAAAUUACUGUGGACUCGUUCAGAAGCCCGUCGUGACAUCUAAGGUGGCUGCAUUGCGUCUGUAAUGAUAUACAUUACCUAUGUAAUGAUGUAUCAACGUUACUUCUGCAGUGAUAACGAUACAUGUAUUCCAUUACAAGGCAGUUUUGCUCCUUAAAAGUUGCGAUGGGGUCUCCUGAGCGAAUAUGCCCAGUACAAUUGGUUUUCCAAAGCAAUAUCGGUGGCAGUGGGUUACUUAGGGUUAAAGAAGAAUUCUACCCUAUUCUCUCUCUUCCCUCUAAAAUCGAUGAUCUUGUUGAAGUCCUGCCUUCACCCCAAGUCUUGACUUGCGCCCCCGUUGACCAAAAUAGAGACCUGGUCGAGUUGUGUCCUCGCCCGUUCCGCGGAUGUCGCCGCUCAGAAUGAGUGGACGUGCUCCAGAGUUCCAUCCCGGGGUUUGAGGGGUCGAGCCCAAAAGCUGUACCCCGGACCACCCCUCUCCUCACAUUUGGAUAUGCAGCCGCCGACUGCAACACAGUGGAGUAGCGAAGUUGGCCCCAAACAACUCUGGAUCCUAUCGGAACCAGCUCUUGGCCAAACCGUUGAAGAAGUUUGGCCUUGGUUUCCGAUACAGUCCACGUGGAAAAUGAAAAUUUAGGACCGACCUGUACCAUCUCUUGACAGUACUGUUUCCGUCCUUGCCGUGACAUCACCAGAGCACAGCCCCCAUCCUCCCAUCUGGCCAUGUCUGCGUGCCGGUGAUAAUCAGUCUUGAUAUUGACACAGGCCGGCUACACGAGUUAUCAUGGGACUCGUCUUCAAAGUGGCCCAGAUCAACAGCACCUGAUAGUAAACUUCUCGACGACAUCUGUCGCCUUGGAACCGUCACACUAGUCCCACAGCGGACCAGAGUCGGCCACGCCGCGCCACAGAUUUCGUGCUUGGUUUGAACUGACAGCUACCGUGGUGAUUUUCAUAAUUAAACGCGGGAUUCUCUGCUUCACAUAAUAAAUAGCUGGCGAUAUUUACGACACAGCGGAAAAAACCUCUGCCGUUCUCUACGGAUGUUGUCUCUGAGGUUGUUCCUUGGUGAAGACAGGUUAGGCCAGGUGUCCGAGGGCCUGGUGUCUGUCCCCAGACUGUCUUUCCCUUAGAAUGGGUCCAUCCUGGUAAGGCACAACCAUCUUCGUUCAAUGAGUCUCAUCAUAGUGUAUCAUGGUAAUUCUUGUGACUGCGAUUUAAAGACGUGUUUGUUAGAAGCUGCGUCGACAUCGAAAAGGCAGUUACUUAAAUAAACGGUCUGAACUUGCAUCAUACCACUGUGACGUUGUAUUACCGCGGACCGACUAAUAUUUUAAGUUUUAUAAACCGCACUUUUUCACAUUACUGCCCAUCAUAUUUUGAAUUUGUCUGUAAAUGCUGAAAUCUGUGUUCCAGUCCUGUCUUCGCAAUUUUUCAAACGUGCUGUCAUCGAGAUUGAGUUGCCUCACCCGUUAACCGGAGUAUUGAACAGUCCGUCUGUAAGAGUUCUGAUUGUGACGCCUAGAACAUUUUAGAACAACCGACAAAUCCUGCGAAAUGUUACCUUUGACAUGCUGUAGAACUUCCUUACCCUGACUUGCUGAAAUUCCUCGUCGCACUGUCGUUCUAAAAUGGCUAGGUGUGCACUUGUGUAUUUACUAUUGAAAAAAUACUGAUACCAGUUUAUAAAGGUGAUGCGGCUGCCGAGGGCCUACUUUUUAGGCUGUGAAUCCCAACCUCUCUCAACAGUAUCGAACCUAUAACUAUAUUAGGACGUCGUCAAGCCAAUGAAAUCAACUCGCACCUGGCCAGAUGCCAUAUUUUUUUCACUUGGCACGGGCCAUGGGUAAGUUUCGCCCAGACGCAAAACCCUUUUAUUUUACCGUAUGAACAGAGUUCAAUUUGUAUAAGACUGCGAAUAUCGCUAUCUGAGUUAGUAGCCUCGAGGUUUUUCCCCCACGGGGCAUAUUAGGUGUAGUUACUUCAAAGCGCCAUGCCAAUGAAAUCGUAGACUUGACAUUGACACUGCUUGUUCGGUCAAAUGUCACUUGAUAAAGAAUGGUUUAGUUAUGUGUUGCUGAUGACAUUGUGUUUAACCCCUUAAUGACUGAGAUGACUGCUGGUACCAAGUUCGAAGCAAUGGUUGAUAUAGGCGAAAUUGAAAAUGGAAAAAGUUUUAGGUGGCGAAUCAAAGAACAGCAAAACAUUCAUUCGUUGGCGCAGUCACUCUUUAUAUCCGCUCAUUAUAAUUUGUGACAUACAAGUUAUUUCAUUUCCCCAAAUUCAAAUUCAGAUUGAAUACCAAGUAGAUUUUUUUAGACUAGAAAACUAUCGUGUGUAAAUUAUACAAGCCUUUGGACCAGAUGUCACGAAUACUGUGUAUUUACACACAGUACAGUCUCAUACUGUAACACAAUUUAACUAUGCCUCAUGAAAGUUAACUUUGCCACCGUUAAAAUAUCUACCAAAAUAUGGAUACGUCAUCACAAAACAUUCCUUUUAUGACCGAAUUCCUUCAUCUCCACAGAAAUACUUCUUUGAUUCUACUCUUCUUGGUCUUUUAGGCGAAUGUUUUUGGGGUGGCAAAGUCGGCUCCUUUUUGGCAAAGUUACGUUUUACAACAAAGUUUCCUUGACUUUUGGUUCCAGUAUUUGGGUAGUGAACUUCUUCCUUCUUACAUGACAAAUCCAAUUUUGGAUAAUUUUGGCGUUACUUUUCUUUGACUGUAGGUAAGUUGGAGUUCAAGUGAAAAUAUUACUUGACACCCUCAUGGCUGUUCAUAGCAGGCUUACUCUAUUUUACAAAACGGGACCGAACGGAAGGUUACGUGUCGUUUCAUUCCGUAAAAUACAGCUAGCCUUUAUAGCAUGAGGCAACUUUCGUCUAGGCAACACAUAAUCAACCCAGGUAUAUCAGCAUUAGAUUUGUGACAGUGUUGAUAAUCGCCAUCGCUGUGAUUUUCGUCGCGCUGCGGAAAUCGUAUAUGUGCGAAUUUAUUUUGAUGUUUUCUGUAGCCAUCGAAAUUCAUGUAGUGCCUGGUGAUAAAGUGAUAAGCAGAGGUAUUUGAUCGAACGAGCAAUGCUUCAAAUCUGCUGUUAAUAGUAGGUAGUGGUUUGUUUAUUAGUAGAUCCAAUUAAAGUAGAAGAUGAAUCUCACUUUAGCCUUGUGAGUCUAUAGUGGACACACAAUGCGGUUACAUUUCAAAUAAUUUUGUUCAAAUGCCCGUAAACUUGCCUGGGUGAGAACGAAGCCUACAGUCAAUCAUGUAUACUUUGAUGUCAAUUCAUUGAAAACAAAGACUUAUAUUUUUAAUCUAUAAGUUUUUGUUUUUUGGAAACAAUAGUUAAAAGGACGCUGUCAGUGGUUUUAAAUUGUAUAUUAUUUGGUAAAUGAAUAUGGAAAUGACUUUAUGUUCCCACGAAAGAUGAGGCGAAUGUAUUAUUCUAUAGAAUUUUCAAGAAAAAAUGUUCAGGUUUUUUACGAAAUGAA